Pocillopora damicornis (cauliflower coral) is the source of this 1749-nucleotide messenger RNA. RefSeq names its product P2X receptor C. Gene Ontology annotation, biological process: calcium ion transmembrane transport. NCBI's taxonomy places the organism in Eukaryota, Metazoa, Cnidaria, Anthozoa, Scleractinia, Pocilloporidae. Gene Ontology annotation, cellular component: membrane. The record is from RefSeq and is a predicted model, not a curated record.
ACAUCACUUCCGGUCCAUCUUUCUUCAAUCAAUAUUUAACCAUGUCCUUACUUCAUUACAUUACUUACAAGCUUGUUAUAAUCAGAGAUCGAAGAAUUGGCGUAAUUUAUUACGUCAUCGCGAUUGCAGUUAUCCUCUACUCUUUAGCUGAAAUAUUUGUCAAGAAAGGGUAUUUAGAGUUUGAUACAGCACCUGACGCAACUAUAAGAUUUCUCCUAUCAGAUCCCAAGGAAGAUAACGGAGUUGAUCAUGAUAAAUCAGCUCAGGUUGCAAACUUGAGCUACUGCUGUUACAAUGAAACUGCUUCAGAGUAUUGUACACAAUGCCAGGUAAUGGACGCAAGGGAGUUAUCUUGGCCCGUGGAGUCUCGCACAAUUAGUUUGACAACAUUUUCCAAGGAUCGCUGGCAGACCAAAAACAUGUCAUCUGGCAAAUUUGGGAAAUUCGAAACCAUCAGAGAAAACCUAUACUUCACAGUUCAACCAGAGAAGAUGAUGAUAAAAAUUGAACAUGCAGUACUGGCUACAAAGUUUUUAACAGGUAAAUUAGGAGGAAAAGACCUGGCAGCAUCACAAAGAAACAUGAAAGGAUAUCUGUAUGGCCAUAAUGGAACACUUAUAAAAAGUCUUUCAUCCAACAAAGAGGAUCGGAUGAGAGGAAAGGCAGAUAAGCUUACCGUCCAAGAAAUCCUCCAAGCAGCUGGAGUUACAAGCCUGGAUGAAACCUCAGAUGCCCUCAAUUCUAAAGGGAAGCCAUUCCGAAGACAUGGAAUUGUCCUGCAUAUGGCCAUCAAUUAUCAAAAUGCCGAGUCGACUUGGCUUGGAACAGGAGAUAUAGAAUAUUCAUACCAAGUGAGAAGAAUCCCAUAUGCUGAUUACCGAGUGAAUGAAGUGAUACCAGUCAUAGAUGCCAUGGAUUUUACAAACCCAAGUCUAGAACGUCAUCAAGAAAAUCGACUCUUCAGAAAACGUUAUGGAAUCAAAAUAGAAUUCCACCAAAGUGGUGUACUGGGUCAUUUCUCUUUCUCAGCACUGUUAGGUCACCUUGCAUCUGCAGUAAGUCUUCUAACCCUGUCAGCCACCAUUGUAGAUAUUCUUAUAUUGUACAUCCUGCCCAAUAAAUCAGAAUACCGCAGCUUGGUAUACAAACGUUUUCCAUCUAUAGAACAGUACGAAGAAAAGGAAAAGAAUGAAUAACAAAUGUCCACCUGUUUUACCAUUAUUGAAGGCCUUUAUAGAGCAAUUUAAAUCAAAUUUCUUAGUAACAGAAGAAUGUUUAAAAUUAGAGAUUCUUAUAAUAUUACAAGUAACUUGCUAAUGAGAAUCAUGUUGUAAAACUUGAAAAAAUUGUUGUAGAUUUAUUUCAAAAUAAAAGAUACUAAAAUUAUUUGUUUUUAAAAUUAAUAUUGUGUACUUCAAAAGUACUUUUUUUACACUCAGACAACUUCAUUGUUUUUUUUUGUUUUCUUUUUUAACCCAUGCAUGUAAGGAACAUAUUCAGUAAACUUUGAGGAGCAAAUUCCUAAUUAACUUGCCUAGAGAAUUUUUUCUCAUCCUUUUAUUAGUAAAUUAAUUAAAAAUGAUGACACAAUAGUUGAUUAGGGUCCAGGAUUCGAAAUCUUGAGAUCCCUUAUUAAAACCCUCAACUCAGCCACACAAUUAGUUCUGCACUAAGCCUUUUGAUUAGGCUUAUGGUGUACUUUCCAUCAAAUAUGGUUCUCAACUAUUUGAAUAAAAAAAUGUUCCCAAU